AAUUCUAAUUCUAAUUCUAAUUCCAGAAUUUUUCUGAUUCUAAGAAUGAGUGGAGAACAGAGCAGUGUAAAACAAACACUUAAAGUAAGAGCACAGUAAGGAAUUAUUUGGAUUGUUGAUUUUUUUAGCUGCAUAUCGUCUAUGAAGGGAAGUCUGGUUACUAAAGGACAUGGAAGAGCGGAAAUUUCUAUACCUGUUACUGGACAAGGUGCAGUCCAAUUCUUCAGUCAUUAGUAAGAUCUGGAUGAGAGCCUUGUUUAUAUUUAGGAUCCUGAUUCUGGCAACAGCAGCUGAAAUGGUCUGGGCAAACGAGCAGCCCAGAAUUGUGUGCAAUACACAAAAACCUGGUUGUGAUAUUGCCUGUUAUGACCACUUGUUCCCCAUCUCUCCGAUUCACUACUGGACCGUUCAGGUAAUUGUCGUGUCCAUGCCGACAUUACUGUACCUGUGCCACGUCAUCCAUGUUGUCCACAAAGAGAACACCCAGCGAAAGAGAAUUAAACGAAAGCAUGAUGGUGAAACCAAAAACAGGUCCACAAACAUAUAUGAGAAGAGUAAAGGGAAGAUCCAGUGCAACCUGUUUGCGAGCUCCUUUACUCGUGUUUUUUUGAAGGUCGUCUUAGAGCUCGCUUUCAUCGCGGGUCAUUACUACCUAUACGGCGUUAUUCUGAGACCUCAGUUUAGCUGCCAUCAAAAUCCAUGUCCUUACAUAGUGGAUUGCUACAUGUCACAUGUAAUGGAAAAGAACAUCUUGAAUGUCUUCAUGUACGUGAUAGCAUGUGUGUCCCUGCUGCUCAAUGUGAUCGAGGUCCUUUUCCUGCUGUGCGGUCAAGAGCAAGUCAAGCGUGAAGCAGGGAAUGAGAAAAUCGAUCGAAAACAUCAACAGUUUAUAAUGGCAGCCUAAACGUGGAGCUGAAUUUCCUCCAGAGCAAAACAAGAUGAAUAAAAAUCACAUUUUUUUUUCUGUCA
Tachysurus fulvidraco (yellow catfish) is the source of this 969-nucleotide messenger RNA. Its product is annotated as gap junction Cx32.2 protein-like. Lineage: Eukaryota; Metazoa; Chordata; Actinopteri; Siluriformes; Bagridae. The coding region runs from base 170 to 904 and encodes 244 amino acids. Gene Ontology annotation, biological process: cell communication. The record is from RefSeq and is a predicted model, not a curated record. Gene Ontology annotation, cellular component: connexin complex. The transcript is spliced from 2 exons.